UGAUCUCAUCUGUUUAUCGGAGGUUCUGCGACGCCAUGGUUUCCAGCCAACUCUGGCACUGCCACACUGGCAUCGAUUCUACUUUUAGACUUCCAGGAUAGAACAUGACUCAUGUAAAAUGGCGUCUGUCGGGUAGAAUGGCUGAUACCUACAGCAUCCUCUUGCUCUCCAAUCUACAAUCAUGUGCAGACUGCUUGGACUCCUGGCGAUAGCCAUCCUGGUAGCUCUUCCUUUGGAAGGUGGCAAGAUCGGCUGUAAUAUUCCACCUGUUCCCCCGGGUGGCUCGACCUCACUGACCUGCCUCUUCAGUGAAGACGUUAAUGUCAGCAAGAAAGACUUCACUGUGUAUCACCACCCCAAAGACAGGAGACCGGACGGCGUUGUGGACUGUCUGUGGUUGAAUGGCGCCCUCAAGUGCUUCGUCAGAUCCGGCUUUAUGUACGACUAUCAGGUGUCUACAAACAUCACAGUCAAAAUACCCCGGGUGUUUGAAAAUCAGACAGGAGACUACACUUGCCAGGUGUUCGGGUCUGACGCUGGAGACAUAGAAAAGUGUACAUUCACCCUGAAACAUGACACCCUUUAUCCAGAGACAGUGUCAUCAGAGAAGCUUUCUCAACCGGUUGUGAACAUCAACAUCGAGAAAGGAGUCCUAAGUGACAACCUAUUGGAAUCCAAGCCGGACAACCUGGCAGAGGGGUUGCCAGCCUCUUCAUCCUCAUCCUCCUCAUCAUCCUCCUCCUCUGUAAUAGUGCCAGUGUGUUCAGUUGUGUCGACUCUAAUCAUCUUCAUUGUCGCCAUUGUUGUCUACAAGCUUCAUAAGAGGAGAAAUCAAGACUCAAGCAAGCUUCAAGAGCCUGAGAAUGAUCCACUUAAUAAUACCAGUGACAAUUCCUCACACAAUGAAGCAAAACGUAUCUAGCCAGCGUGUUGUCUCGUAACAAUUCUUGACAUUUCUGUCUCAUCGGAUGUCUUUUUGUGCCAAAUAAUCUAAUCUUCUUGCACCUGAUUGAACUGUCGUAUACAGAACUAGAAAAACAAUUGUUCACUUUCUUACUGACGUUAUCUACAUGUAAGAUUGUCAGUGCUAAUUACACCCAAAUAUGUAUACCUGUUCAUUCUUCUCACUGUUUCUCCGUGAAAACCUUUUUCAUCAAACAUAACACCUGUCUUUCCCGAAAUCAACAAUUUUUUGUUUGUUUGUUUGUUUUAACAUCCAAUUCUAAAUAAUUAUCAUCACAACAUACAACAAAGUGAUCAGUCUCCAGUUUGGAGUAGGAAUCGUCAUCGUUGGAAAUCAGUCCCUAAGUCCGGUGUCGUCUGCAAAUGUUAUUAUGGCGCAGACUUCAUUUCUGUGUUUACACUUCGCCGUUUACAAGGGAAACGAAAAACAAGAGAGAUAGUACUGUCCCUUAAGCCAAUACGGGUGUAAGCAACAACUUUUAAUUUUAACUUUUGGUGUCGCAAAACUGCUUUGAGCGAUUUAUUUUUCAAACGCAUUGGACAUGCAGAUGUUGCAUACCAUAAAUUGAAAUGUGAGACAGAAUUAGUAGUUUUUUAUAACAUACAAUUGAGAUAUGUGUAUCCACCUGAAUAUCAGUCACAGCAUGUAUUUUCUAUAUUUCUCUUUUAUAUGUUGUUUAAUAAAGCACAUUAUCUCGUACCAAUGCCACUAAAGGAAUAACGAAAAAAGUCUUCACUUUCCCACCUUGACCUGGAGUUUUGAGCUUAUUGCAAUAAUGGUUCUAGUCAGUUGCUAGUGAUUUUUGUAAUUUUGUUUUUAUUGUAAUGGGUGGCGCUGGUUUUAUUGGCACAGUUGACUUUUGCGAAUUUUCUUAUUAAAAUAAAUAUACUUUU
Messenger RNA from Pomacea canaliculata, 1857 nucleotides. RefSeq lists its product as uncharacterized. Lineage: Eukaryota; Metazoa; Mollusca; Gastropoda; Architaenioglossa; Ampullariidae. The transcript has 7 exons. The coding region runs from base 182 to 922 and encodes 246 amino acids. The record is from RefSeq and is a predicted model, not a curated record.